AUGCACGAUGCCGCUGCUUAUUUUCCUGCAAAUGCUGCUAAAAGAUGGAGCUCAAGUCACAUCUACACUUUGGCUUGUAGGUCUUUCAAACUAUCUGAUUAUCCUACAUCCAAGUUUUAUGAAUUGAAUAUUAAGAAGGUCAAAAAUAUACUUGUUACGCACAAAGAUGAUCCAGUCAAAAUCUUGGAGAUGAUCGAUGUCAUUCAAGGUUUAGGCGUCGAUGUUCAUUUCAAACAAGAGAUCGAUCAAACCCUUCACAUGAUCUAUCAAGAAUGUGCCCGCGCUCAAACCUAUGGAUACCAUGAUCGUGAUCUCAGCGAGGUCGCGCUUUGCUUUCGAUUGCUGAGACAAGAAGGUCACUAUGUUCAAGAAAGUAUGUUUGAAAGCAUUAGAGACAAGAGGGGUGGAUUUAAAGACGAACUCCGAAAUGACGUGAAGGGUCUCAUAGAAUUGUAUGAAGCUUCUGAGCUCGGUUUAGAAGGCGAAGAAACACUCGAUGGCGCGAAAGAAUUCGCGUUUAACCGCCUUAAUGAACUUUGCUCGGGUCAAGAAAGUCAUCAACAGCGAAAGAUAAUGAGUUCUUUGAGACAACCUCGCCACAAAACCUUACAAAGAUUAUCUUCCAAGAAUCUCAUAGACAUGAUCAAAGUAGCUAGUCGAGAAGAUGAUGAGUGGUUACAAUCUCUAUUACGAGUGGUCGAGAUCGAUUCCGUUAUGUUGAAUUCCUUGAUUCAAGAAGAAAUUUCUACAACGUUCAAAUGGUGGAGAGAGCUUGGUUUAGAAAAGGAGCUAUGGAAGGCAAGAAAACAGCCAUUGAAAUGGCACACAUGGUCGAUGGCAAUUCUUCAAGAUCCUACGUUAUCCGAACAAAGACUUGAUCUUACGAAAAAGAUAUCGCUCGUUUACGUUAUAGACGACAUUUUUGAUGUCUACGGAGGGCUAGAAGAACUGACCGUCUUCACACGAGCUGUCGAGAGGGACAUUGAGGGACUUGAAAAGCUAACGAGAUACAUGAAGGUUUGCUUUGAAGCUCUAAAUACAAUCACAGAGGAGAUUAGCAUGAAGAUCUUGAAAUCACAUGGUUGGAACCCAACGGACUCUCUUCGAAAAUCGGAGAAGCAAAGUGGUUUAACUCGGAUCAUGAGUUCAGGUGUUCAUUUGGUGAUGCUACAUGUCUACUUCUUGCUGCGCAAAGAUCUCAACCAGGAAAAAGUGGAGCUAAUCGAGAGCAACCCGAAGAUUGUAUCGUCAGCAGCAACCAUUCUGAGACUGUGGGAUGAUCUCGGAAGUGCCAAGGACGAGAACCAAGAUGGGUAUGAUGGAUCAUACGUAGAGUGUUACCUGAACGAGCACAAGGGAUCAACUGUUGAUGAAGCAAGGACACAUGUUGUCCAGAAGAUAUCCAAAGCAUGGAAAUGCUUGAACAGAGAGUGUCUCAAUCCAAGACCGUUCUCAAGAUCGUUCUCAAAUGCUUGUCUCAACAUUGCAAGAACUGUUCCUAUGAUGUACAGCUAUGACGAGGAUCAAAAACUUCCUGGUCUCGACGAAUAUAUCAAGUCCCAUUUAACAAUCAGUGAUUAA
This is a messenger RNA of Microthlaspi erraticum, 1581 nucleotides long. NCBI's taxonomy places the organism in Eukaryota, Viridiplantae, Streptophyta, Magnoliopsida, Brassicales, Brassicaceae. The record is from the annotation of a GenBank genome assembly.